AUGACCAGCCUGAGACAUAAUCAGAAGCAGAUCACGCCGUUCCCCACGCGGGGCCAGCUGUUGGUAUCCGAGGAGCCCCUCCACGCCGGGCAGCCCCACCUCCUGCAGUCUGAGCUGGCCGCAGGACAGCUGGUGUACACCCAAGGCGGCGGGGUCACUCAGCAGGAUGGCUUCCGCUUCCGUGCCCACCUUCAGGGGCUGGCGGGGGCCUGCAUGGCUCACCGGAGCCUCCCCCAGCUGAGUGCGGUGGACCCAGACUCGACUCCUGGGGAGGUGGGGUACGAGGUGCGGCGGGCGCCCCACAACGGCUUCCUGAGCCUGGCGGGGGUCAGUCCGGGGCCUGUGACCCACUUCUCGCAGGCCGACGUGGAUGCAGGGCAGCUGGCCUUUCUGCGGGCACUCCUAGAGGUGCCCCAAGCUUUAGGGUGCUCCUCCCUGAGCUGGCAGCAGCUCUGGGUGGUUUCCGACCGGGAGGAGCCAGACGCUGCCUACCGCCUCACCCAGGGGCCCCAGUACGGGCAUCUCCUGCUGGGCGGGCAGCCUGCCACAGCCUUCAGCCAGUUCCAGGUAGACCAGCGUGAGGUGGUCUUUGCUUUCACCAACUCCUCCUCCUCUUAUGACCAAUUCAGCAUCCUGGCACUGGCCAGGGGUGCCAACGCAUCCGCCACGGUGAACGUCACUGUGAGAGCUCUGUUGCGUGUGUGGACAGGUGGGCCGUGGCCCCAGGGCACCCUACGCCUGGAUCCCACUGUCUUAGAUGCGGGUGAGCUGGCCAACUGCACAGGCUGUGUGCCGCGUUUCCGGCUCCUGGCAGGACCCCAGCACAGCCGCGUAGUCCGCGUGCCCCGGGCCAGGACAGAGACCAGGGGCGGCCAGCUUGUGGAGCUGUUCACCCAGCAGGACCUUGAGGAUGGAAGGCUGGGGCUGGAGGUUGGCAGGCCAGAGGGUAGCUCUUCUGGACCUGCAGGCGACAGUCUCACUCUGGAGCUGUGGGCAAGGGGUGUCCCUCCUGCCGUGGCCUCGCUGGACUUUGCCACGGAGUCUUACAACGCGGCCCGGCCCUACAGAGCGGCCCUGCUCAGUCUGCCCGAGGCGGCUCGGACAGACGCGGGGGAGCCAGAGAGCGGCACCCCCACGGGCAAGCCGGGCCCAGCAGCCUCCAGCCCCGUGCGCACCGUGGCCAGCGGGGGCUUCCUGGGCUUCCUGGAGGCCAACAUGUCCAGCAUCAUCAUCCCUGUGUGCCUGGUCACCCUGCUUCUGGCGCUCAUCGUGCCUCUGCUCUUCUACCUCCGCAAAUGCAACCAGACGGGCAAGCACGACGUCCAGGUGCUGACUGCCAAGCCCCGAAACGGCCUGGCCGGUGACGCUGAGGCCUUCUGCAAGGUGGAGCCGGGCCAGGCCAUUCCGCUCACAGCGGUGCCUGGCCAGGGGCCCCCGCCGGGGGGCCAGCCUGACCCAGAGCUGCUGCAGUUCUGCCGGACAUCCAACCCUGCUCUCAAGAACGGCCAGUACUGGGUGUGA
Hippopotamus amphibius kiboko is the source of this 1521-nucleotide messenger RNA. Its product is annotated as chondroitin sulfate proteoglycan 4-like. NCBI's taxonomy places the organism in Eukaryota, Metazoa, Chordata, Mammalia, Artiodactyla, Hippopotamidae. The record is from RefSeq and is a predicted model, not a curated record.